Felis catus (domestic cat) is the source of this 2896-nucleotide messenger RNA. RefSeq names its product mitochondrial tRNA translation optimization 1 (gene MTO1). Gene Ontology annotation, molecular function: flavin adenine dinucleotide binding. The transcript has 12 exons. The record is from RefSeq and is a predicted model, not a curated record. Bases 123 to 2201 code for a protein of 692 amino acids. Gene Ontology annotation, cellular component: cytosol. Lineage: Eukaryota; Metazoa; Chordata; Mammalia; Carnivora; Felidae. Gene Ontology annotation, biological process: tRNA methylation; tRNA wobble uridine modification.
UGGACUGCGACGCUCUGACAUCAGAACAAAGAUGGCUGCGUCCUGCAGACUUUCCCUCGUACCCUAAAUUUUUGCGCCUAGCUCGUGUCAGGUUUAGAGUCACACUCGGCCUUUCUCCAGCCAUGUUUUCUCUCCGAAAUUGCGGUCUCUGGGUCGCGGCUUCCCUCACCAAAAAGCGCCUUACGUUGGCCCGGUUCAGCGGUGACAGCGCGGCGCCCUUGGCUACGAAGUUUGACGUGAUAGUCGUCGGCGGAGGACAUGCCGGGACCGAGGCAGCCGCCGCUGCUGCUCGUUGCGGCUCCCGGACCCUGCUACUCACCCACCGCGUGGACACGAUCGGUCAGAUGUCCUGUAAUCCUUCCUUUGGUGGCAUUGGCAAAGGGCACUUAAUGAGGGAAGUUGAUGCCUUGGAUGGGCUUUGUUCUCGAAUCUGUGACCAGUCUGGUGUACAUUACAAAGUAUUAAACCGGCGUAAGGGACCGGCUGUUUGGGGUUUGAGAGCUCAGAUUGAUAGGAAACUCUAUAAGCAGAACAUGCAGAAAGAAAUCCUAAAUACACCGCUGCUUACUGUUCAGGAGGGAGCUGUAGAAGAUCUUAUUCUUACAGAACCAGAGCCUGAGUACACUGGGAAAUGCCGUGUCAGUGGCGUGGUUUUAGCGGAUGGAAGCACAGUACAUGCAGAGAGUGUGGUUCUGACUACUGGGACGUUCUUGAGAGGCGUGAUUGUAAUUGGAUUAGAAAUGCAUCCAGCAGGACGUUUAGGGGAUCAGCCUUCCGUAGGGUUGGCUCACACUCUGGAGAAGUUGGGGUUUGUGGUGGGAAGACUGAAGACUGGGACUCCACCCCGAAUUGCCAAAGAGUCCAUUAAUUUCAGCAUUCUAAACAAGCAGACACCAGAUAAUCCAUCCAUACCAUUCAGUUUUAUCAGUGAGACAGUGUGGAUUAAGCCAGAAGAUCAGCUGCCAUGUUACUUGACUCACACCAACCCUAAAGUGGAUGAGAUUGUCCUUGAGAACCUUCACCUUAAUAGUCACAUUAAGGAAACUACAAGAGGACCCCGAUACUGUCCAUCCAUUGAAUCAAAGGUUUUGCGUUUUCCAAACCGUCUUCAUCAGGUUUGGUUGGAACCUGAAGGAAUGGAUUCUGACCUCAUCUACCCCCAAGGGUUAUCUGUGACGCUACCAGCUGAAUUACAGGAGAAAAUGAUCACAUGCAUCAAAGGCUUGGAGAAAGCUAAAAUGAUUCAGCCAGGUUAUGGUGUUCAGUAUGAUUAUUUAGACCCCCGUCAGAUCACUCCUUCUCUUGAGACUCAUUUGGUGCAACGGCUCUUCUUUGCUGGCCAGAUAAAUGGCACUACUGGUUAUGAGGAAGCUGCAGCUCAAGGUGUGAUAGCUGGAAUCAAUGCAAGUCUUCGGGUCAAACGCAAGCCUCCUUUUGUCGUUAGCCGAACAGAAGGCUACAUAGGAGUCUUGAUUGAUGACCUCACCACACUGGGUACCAACGAACCAUACCGCAUGUUCACGAGCCGAGCAGAGUUCCGUUUGUCACUGCGCCCUGAUAACGCCGACAGCAGGCUCACGUUCCGAGGGUAUAAGGAAGUUGGCUGUGUGUCCCAACAACGAUAUGAAAGAGCUUCUUGGAUGAAGUCUUCUUUGGAAGAAGGCAUUUCUGUGCUAAAAUCCAUUGAGUUUUCAAGUUCUAAAUGGAAAAAGUUAAUUCCAGAGGCUUCUAUAAGUAUUGGUAAAAGUCUGCCUCUCAGAGCUCUAGAUGUUCUGAAGUAUGAGGAAGUUGACAUGAAGUUAUUAGCCACAGCUGUUCCAGCGCCCUUGAAGAAGUACAUUACAUGUAGAGAACUAGCUGAAAGACUGAAAAUAGAAGCCAUUUAUGAAUCAGUGUUGUUCCAUCAGCAACAACAAAUAAAGGAAGUUCAGCAAGAAGAAGCUCUGCAACUGCCAAAAGACUUAGAUUAUUUGACUCUCAGAGAUGUGUCUUUGUCUUAUGAAGUUCGAGAGAAGCUACAUUUCAGUCGCCCAGAGACGAUUGGGGCUGCUAGUCGUAUACCUGGAGUGACACCUGCUGCCAUCAUCAAUCUGCUCCGAUUUGUGAAGACCACUCAGCAGAGACAGGCGGCUAUGGAUGAAUUGCCCAACACUGACCAAUACUUAUGCGAGACAGACAAACUGGAAGAAAGACAGUUAUAGCUUUGUAUUCAUAGAAGACUUUUAAAUAGUACGAGCAGAGAGAGGAGAUAAGUACUGUAUUUUGGUUUUAGCGCCUGUUAAAAAUAACCUUAGGUUAUUAUGGAUUUAUGAUUAAUUUAUGAAGAGGGCAAAGAUUAUAAUAACUGUGCUUCUUUAUCUGAGAAAGUUAUAAAGUCUUCAUUUAUACUCUUCAUCUUAGGUGCUCUAAUACAGUGAGCAUAUUAAUGUAACGGGAGUAUUCAUCAAACAGAGAUCAUAGUGGAUCCACAACUAAGCCAGAAAAAAAAAAAACUUCAGCUUGCAGAUUUGCUUACUCAUAAAGACUUUGUCCAUUAAAUGUUACCGAAGUAAAAGUCUUAUGUUUCAACCUGUUUUGAAAGUUAGUAGUCUUUUGCUUGGAUAAGGAGGCGAUUUCAAAGCCCUCAAAUUCUUAGGGCUUCAAAUUUGAAACUAUACAAAAUCAUCUAGAAUUAGCCAGUUGAUUUCCAACAUUUAAAAAUGUAGUAUGUAGGGUGAAAGUUGACUUCUAAGAUUCCUACACUUCUCCAGGAAAUCCUCACCAGUAAUUAUCUUUGAACAUCAAUGAAUAUCCUGUAAACUAGAUCAGAAAUGAUCAUAGUUUCCUUUGAUCCACAAUAUGGAAAAGUUUUUGGCAACCUGGUUAAAGGGAAAAUAAAGGUAGUUACUUCAUAUCA